Molecule: messenger RNA, 3004 nt
Organism: Spea bombifrons (plains spadefoot toad)
Lineage: Eukaryota; Metazoa; Chordata; Amphibia; Anura; Pelobatidae
Gene: ZDBF2
Product: zinc finger DBF-type containing 2
Exons: 3
Coding region: 121-2931 (936 amino acids)
Biological process (GO): genomic imprinting; epigenetic programming of gene expression
Source: RefSeq, a predicted model, not a curated record
GUCCCGGAACUCUCUGCAAAUGGUUUACCCCCAGGGUAUUACAGACAAGGAUACUGCAAUUGCUGCCAAGUACAUUAUAUCAACCUAGAAAAGCAUCUUGCCUGUGAGCAGCACAAGCAAAUGUCCACUUAUAACAAGAGCUUGUUCAACUCCAACAUUAUGAUGGAGCGUUUCCUACAGGACGUUCACCUUUAUCAUCCUCAGAAUUAUCAUGAUACCAGACCAACGUAUGAUGACAUUCCUGAGGUUACGUUACAUUCAAGCUUUCCACAAAAUGGUUCUCCUGCUCUGCCACAAGCUCAAGGAAAACAACCAGCUCCUUCUAAAAGAGGAAUGCUUGUUAUAAAUUCUGAAAAGAAUUCUGAGACGUGUAAUAUUAACUCACUCGCAUUCAUUUACAACUCCAAGAAGGUUGCUUUGAAGCCACCGCACAAUGAAAAUCUUGAAAAAGGACAAUCAUCAACAGAAGGAAAGCCUCAGCAACGAUACAUUAAUUGUAACAAUUCAGUAGAUACAUUACCUCAGAGUUCUCCAUGUGUAACUCUUAAUUAUUCUAGUCAGCUAAAUGUAAAAACAUUUUCUUGCUCUGAAACCCUACAACCGGUGUUAAGUCUAAGGUCGAAGAAAAACAAAAUGUCAGAAAAAAAUGAAGGCUCUGGUGCUACAGUGACCACAAGGCCCCUGAAAGGUUUACAGAAGAGACCUUUUACUUCCCCAGGUAGCUGUUAUAACCUGACAUCAGGUGUAGGACAUGGCAUACAAAGUGAUAUGAAAUCUCAGGGAAAGGUGGAUGAUGCUCUCAGGAAUCAUGUUGUGGACAACCACUUGAAAAAUGGCAAACUCCAUAAAGAUACUGAAGCCAACCAGCUUCGAGACAAAGGUGUAUGUUUGUGUGGUGGUUAUAAAUGUAUAGUUGAAACCAUCGAAGAGGUAGUUUGGAAACACUGCUAUGGAAAUUCAUAUAAAAAAUCCACGGGUAACGAUGAAAGCAGUGUUUCAUCAUUAAACAUCCACACGAUUAUUGGCAAAUCUGAAGAUUCCAGCCUAAGCUUUGACUGGGAUGUACCAGUGAACUCUGAAGAUAAUCCAUCCAAGUCAGUCUUGAAAAACUUGGAUGUGCUCACAGAAACUAAUGUUAACCUUGAUGAAGACUAUAAGUCAAAGCUAAAAUGUGUUCUUGACGUUUGUCCAGACAAAGAGACAGAUGACGUAAAAGUUGAAAGUGAAGACAAAAUUAUUCCAGCACUGCCUCAUGUGCCUCCAUCUUUUGUUGGCAAAACAUGGUCCCAAAUCAAUUAUGAGGAUGAUUUAAAAAUUGAAGCUCUUGUUAGGCAGUUCAGAAAGGGAAAAUUUCAUUGCUACUUUGAAAGUGGAGCUUUAGCGGAUGUUGACAGGAAGAAAAAAAGAAGACUUAAAAGUGAAGAAAUUGAAAGAAAGAUUGGACUUCAAAGUAACGACUACAAAGAGCCAGAUAAUGAUCGUAUGUUACCAGUGUUUAGUGAUAUGCCUUGCCCAGACAAUGAUUCUGAAAUUCUCUCUGUUAAAUCUGAGAAAAUAUUAAGGAGAGAAUUUAAACCUGGCCGAAGGACUUGGAGACUUGCUUCAAGAUGCCAAAUAGUGAAGGUCAGUCAUGGUACUCAAACAAGCUUGGUCAAUUACCCAGUAGUUAAGAAAAAAGUAAUUAAAACUGAACCUGGGCUGGAUUCAGGACAAUGUUUUAUAAAUGGUUUUAAGGAGGAGCGGACUCCAGACAUGAAAACUAGAAUGUGUGCUUUGAAGCUGCCGGAAUCCUACACUAAAAUUUUAAGCCCUUUACAGCCGAAGACAAUGGUCUAUGUUCUUUCCCAUCCAGAUGCAAAGCUUGGCAAUGGUAAACCAGCUUGCAUUUCAAGACGAGGUCGAAACCAGUUCUCCACCGACAGUAGGGACUCUGUGAAUUAUACAUAUAAGCAAUCUCCGCUAAAGUAUUAUGAUGCAUUAACUAAUAGAAUCAUUAAAACCCCUCCUAGAAGUUCAGUAAGGGGCCUGGGUAUAAAAAGCCCCUGUGUUCGGAAGCUGUUUAGGAGCCUAAGUAGUGAUGUCAAUGUUGAUAAAUUACAGUUUGAACUGAAAGGAUCUGCUUCCUCUAAAAAGUCCUCAAGUAGUUGUUCUUUUGGUUCUGAAUGCUUAAAUUCGACCAAAGGAAAAGAUUUAAAUUUUAGUCAUCAAGCAAAUGGAUCCUCUAUUACAACAGAAUGUCUAGAUCAUCUGGACAAGCCAAAUGCAAACUUUUCUGUAUCCUCCUACAACCCCAGUCAUUCUAAAAGCCAGGAUGAUACACAUUUCACACAGUCAACCAGUAGAUCUAGAAAAAAGGACACAGGAGAAGAGCCUAAUGGUCUAUGCAAGAGAAAAAAUACAAAGCCACCACCGAAAAAUAUGAAUCCAGUGAAAGAACCAAAAUGCUGUAAAAGGUCCAGACGUAAUCUACGCAAAAAGAAGGGAACUGCAGGACAAAUAGCACAAGGCAAGGUAUCUAAUACAAGGACACAAUCGUUAAAAAACCCUUCCAUGAAAUUUCUGAAAUCAGCUGUUCCUUUUGUUCAAGCGCAUCAACAAAGGCUAAGAAAAAGGAAGACAUGUCAGAGGAAUGAAGUGUCUGGCCAACAGCAUGUUAAUACCCAUGAACAAUCACAAUAUAUUUCACUCAAGCCUUCCAAGAAAAAGUCAAGCAUUUGUAAGCCACUACUGAGAAAUUCUGCUCAAAGUAGGUCAUUUGACCAACCAUACAAGAACACAAGGGGCAGAAAUAUCAUUAGAACUCGAAGUAAAGCCGCAAAAUCAUUUUCACCUGAAUCUCUGCCUCAUAAAAUGGGCAAGGCAGGACUAAAAGUACAGUCUACUCUUACAACAGCUGACAAUAAUAUAACAUCAAGAAAGAGAGUCAGAUGAGGCUGCUAUUAAGUUCCACUGUGCUAUAACUUUUUUAAAGAAAAAUAAUAAACUAUAUAAACUAUAUUUAAAA